GGGAUCCAAUUGAACAAUGCACAAUAUAAUAAUUAAUCAACUCAGUGUAUACAAGAAGAAGAAGAACGGUCUAUCGAUAAUAUCCAUCUCCAAGAGAAAAGAAGAAAGAGAUAUUGCGAAGAACUCUAAGUUAUCAGCUGAAAGAAUGUUGGGAGAAGAUGCGACCACCGUCAUUAAAGUUCUUGUUAAAACCCUGAUCUACCGCACCAAGAAAGAGUUCUUACGGGUUCAAGGUCUCAACAGAGAAGCGGCAAAACUGACUGGGAAUAUGGAUGCUCUCCAGAAAUUCUUGGAAGACGCCGAGAAUCGUACCAUUCCCAGUGAAUCUGUCAAAAGGUGGCUCGACAAGCUUAAAGAGGUGACCAUCAUAGCUGACAAUGUUUUGGAUGAGUUCAACUAUUAUCUCCUUUCCAAAGCAAACAAGCCCAUUAAACCCAUGAAACAAAAGGUACUAUCAUGCCUCUCCUCAUCAUGCGUUAAUAUUUCACAUUCCCGAAGUAUGGCUCUUAGAAUCCAAGAAAUCAAUGAGAUUUUGUAUUCCAUUGACAAAGAGGCUGCCGACCUUGGCCUCAAAGAGAUGCUUGCCACCAAUGAGCCCACUUUGCCUUAUGCUACUUUUGUAACUGACUCAUUCACUUUUGAUCCAAAUUUUAUUGGAAGAGAUGAGGAGGUGUCAAUUAUAGUUGAAAAGGUUACCUCUUGUAUCACAACCGAUGAACGUGUUUCUAUCCUCGCCAUUGUGGGAAUGGGAGGAUUGGGGAAGACUACUUUGACUAGAAAAGUCUUUAAUAUUCUAAAAGAAAAGAAUUUGUUUGGAUCAUAUAUUUGGGUGCAUGUUUCUCAAAUUUUUGAUCCAAUUGCCCUGCUCAAGAAUAUUCUCAUGGAGUUGGUUUUCUGUUCCUAUUAUGAAAUUGAAACUGAGAGUAGGCAAGAUAUGCUGAAAAGGAUUCAAGAAGCUUUGAACGAUAAAUCUUAUCUUCUUAUUCUUGAUGAUGUUUGGCAUGAAGAUCGUCCCACAUGGGAUGGUUUUAUCAAUUCCUUGUUGGGCGUUAGUUCUAUUAACGGAAAUGUCAUUGUUGUUACCACCAGAAGUAUGGUGGUGGCUACCACCGUGAAUGCACUUCCAACAUAUAAAUUGGAAGGAUUACCGAAGGAAGAUUGUUGGUCAAUUAUCAAAGCAAAAACAUUUGGUGAAGAGGAUGCUCCGUCACAAUGUGAGGCCAUUGGGAUUGAGAUUGCAAAAAAAUGUAAAGGUUUGCCAUUAGCUGCCAAGGUAGUUGGUGGAGUACUGCACAAUAAAUCUUUUGAAGAAUGGCACUCAAUCAAAGAUAAUUGGCUUUCACAAGAUGAAGGAGAUCGUAUCAGAAAGAUAUUGAAGUUGAGCUUUGAUAAUUUGUUUUCACUGUCACUGAAGAAGUGCUUCACAUACUGUUCGGUUUUCCCAAAAGGUCACAAAAUAGUGAGGCAGGAGUUGAUUGAGCUAUGGAUAUCAGAAGGGUUUCUCCAACAUGAUGAAAGAAAUGACAUGGAGUCUGUGGGAAACAACGUAUUCAAUAAUCUUGUACACAACUCUUUAUUGGUAGUUGAAGAGAGAGAUGCUUAUGGAAAUGUUGAAAGUUGCGUGAUGCACAAUCUUAUGCAUGAUCUCGCAAGUUCUCUUUUAAGUGGAGCCGAUCAAGUUCGAUAUUUAUAUCAUGGAGUUGGUGAUGGUGAUAUAAAUGAAAGAACAAAACAAGCAAGCAAAUAUAUGCGUACGUUGAUCUUCCAAGGUGAAAUUAUUGAAACCACCGUCUUCUCGAGUUUCAAAUAUUUGAAUGUCCUUACUCUCAACUGUGAUAAAGUUACUGAGUUACCGAGUUCCAUUCGUAAGUUGAUAUAUUUGAGGCAUCUUAAUAUUUCAAGAACACAAAUUGAAAUUUUGCCAGAUUGGAUUUGUGAACUCCGUUGCUUGCAAAGGUUGUAUGCAUUGACAAUGUCUCUGAGGGAACUGCCUAGUACUUUUGAGUACUUAAUUAAUUUACUGUAUUUUUAUAUUCAGAGUGGUGUGCAGUUGCCUCCUAGGAUUGGGAGAUUAACUAAUCUGCAAGCUCUCAAGUUCAGAGUGGCCGAGCUGAAAGGAUACACUAUCGAAGAGUUGGGGAGUUUGGACAAUCUCGAACGACUAUCUAUUCAGAAUCUGGAAAAGGUAGCUGACAUUGAAGAAGCGAAGAAAGCAAAGUUAUCUGAGAAGCAAAGACUAAGCACCUUGGAGUUAGAAUGGGCUGAAAAUGGGGAAGGUGAAAGAAAAGACGAGUCUCUCAAAAACAAGAGAGAAAGGGAUGAUGAGGCUGUGGCUGUGUUGGAAGGCCUCGAACCUCACCAAGAGCUAAAGGUGUUAAAGAUUGCAGGAUUCAAAGGCGAAAGAUUACCAUCAUGGAUUGUUGAAAGGAGGCUUGACAGGUUGAUUGAGAUAACACUGAGUAGCUGCCAAGAAUUUGAAGAAAUUCCGACGUUGGGGCAGUUGCCUAAUCUCAAAUUUCUUAGUUUGAGCAAAUUGAGCAGUGUGAGAUCUAUAAAUUCUUUAUUCUGUUGGACUGGCAAUAGCGACGAAGUCAUCUUUCCAUCACUUGAAAGUCUAUUACUGCUAAAUAUGGCUGAUUUGAGCGAGAGGAGUCAAACAGAAUUUUCCAAUGAAGUGAAGGUAUUUCCUCGUCUUAAAUCCUUGAAGAUACACCACUGCUAUAGAUUGGAAUAUCUCCCAAACUGGUUAUUCCGUAAAACUCAUAGUGUCUCUCAAUUGGAUAUAAAGCAUUGUCCCAUGUUGAGAGCAUUGCCAGAUGGUUUACAUGCUCUGGAUUCUCUGGAGCAGUUGACUAUAAGAGGCUGUCGAAAUCUGAAGUCCAUAGCAUAUCCAAGUGGUGGGAGGAGCUUUCCAUCCCUCCGCAGUUUGGAGAUUCAUGAUUGCCAUGAGCUGGUGGAAUUGGUGGAGCCAUCGGCGCCUUUGCUCAAGAAAGUGUCUGUGGUGGAACUAAAGAGCCUUCAGAAUCUACCUAGGUUUCUUCGUUGCUUGGAAAAAUCACAAUUUCUUGAACAACUCACCGUUGUUGCUGUCCCCACAUUCAUGUUCAAUUCUAGUGGCUAUGUCUGGCCUUUUCGCAGGUUGAAAAAAUUGGAGAUCGAUAUUAGCAGGCUAUGGUCAGAAGAGAAUAGAGUGGCUAUUAAUGCGAGAGUCGACUACAUAUUGCAAGACUGUCACUUUUCACUUGGUGAGCUAAAUUUGACAGGGCUGGAUGUAUGGAAGUGUUUGCCAAAAUCAAUUCAACAUCUCAAGGUUCUUCAUAGUUUAGAGUUGGAGGGUUUUGGAGAAGAAGCAUUGCAUGAAUGGUUUGGACAUCUCUCAUCUCUGACAAAGUUAUGUCUCUCUGAUUUUACAAACUUGAGGGGUCUUCCCUCAAUGCAGAGCCUCACCAGAUUACAGGAGCUUCACAUUCGUGAUUGUCCAAAAUUACCGAUUGAGUCUGAGAGGAACAAGUUGUCGAGUCACACCCUCAUCUACUUCAAUGGUCACAAGAUUUAGAUCCAUUGCUCAAUUCUUCGUUCCUUCUUGUGUUUCUAUAAGGAAGCUAGCCACUGCCGCAAUAUAAAGCAGUUAUAUCAGAAAGUUUAGGACUCUGGAGGAGGAUUACGGAGGAUUUGUGUUUGAGCUUGAGGUGAAGAAGGAAUUAUUGUCCAUUAACAUUUCUUCAACUCCACACUGACUGUAAACUGCAUAUUAAAAUUUCCCCAACAGGUUUGGAGAAGAAGAUGAAGCAGGCAGAGACUUGUUUUAUUUGUAUAGAAAGAGAGUUUGAUGGCUGUACUCAUUUUAUCCAUGACUAUUGCAUGAAAACUGUAAAAUGUAAGUGAUGGAUUCAUGAUUCUGAUUUGGGGUGUGCCGAACACAUCAUGUCGGAGCAAUUGGCGCUGCAUAGCUGUCGAGUCACCUCUGCCAAGAAAUGCCGCAAUGUUGCUGCACCGAGUCCAUCAUGUUGCAGCUCAGUGAACACUUAUGAGCUUUGUUUCUCUCUUAUCUGUUUUGUUCUUUGGUGGAGCAGCCAAUGGACAAGAAGGUAGAUGGGAGCUUGUGUUGGAAAGAUCGUUAUUGGGUGAAAAUAACCUGAGAAUCAAGAGAUAAAAAUCACAUGGGAUCCUUAUUCCAGGCU
Salvia hispanica is the source of this 4181-nucleotide messenger RNA. The record is from RefSeq and is a predicted model, not a curated record. NCBI's taxonomy places the organism in Eukaryota, Viridiplantae, Streptophyta, Magnoliopsida, Lamiales, Lamiaceae.